Polyodon spathula (Mississippi paddlefish) is the source of this 3453-nucleotide messenger RNA. RefSeq names its product bile acid receptor-like. Bases 679 to 2241 code for a protein of 520 amino acids. The transcript is spliced from 12 exons. The record is from RefSeq and is a predicted model, not a curated record. Lineage: Eukaryota; Metazoa; Chordata; Actinopteri; Acipenseriformes; Polyodontidae. Gene Ontology annotation, molecular function: zinc ion binding; nuclear receptor activity; RNA polymerase II cis-regulatory region sequence-specific DNA binding. Gene Ontology annotation, biological process: positive regulation of transcription by RNA polymerase II; negative regulation of inflammatory response; lipid metabolic process.
CACACACAGUGUAUAUAAAUGCUCGGAUUGUGUUCACUGCUGAACUCCACUCUAACAGCAGUUCAGUUGCUGUGACAGGCUGGGACUUUGCCCUGCCAGGAUGGGGUCAUGAUGAUAACAGUGUGCUCUCCUCAGUCCUGGCCAUUGCACACAAACUGUGUAAAGACAGCCUGCCUCCCACCCCUCUCCGCUCCACACUCUUGCUUGGUACAGUGAAAGGACCAGAAAGGCAGAACAGAUUGAUGUGCAGCAAUUCAAAUCACUUUACCAACAAGCAUGUUCGCCAGCUAUUUGAGGAGAUGGCCUGGGACACUUAGAGUCAGCGAAGGGUCUCUCGAAACAGUCGCUCCCCAGCGCUCUGUUUACAAUCUGCAGAACUAACGAUGCUCGCAUCGCUAGGCUGUAUUAAAACUCCUUUAUUUAUGUUUUCCCACGUUAUCCUUCAACAGGCAGCCAGUUCUUUCGCAUGAACAAAACACACUGACCAGAUCCCCCACAGUCACUCUGCCUCCUGCAGCCGCACCUGGUACUGGCUUCCGAGCGCGGGACUGGCUGCAGUCUGGUUGGUUAAUGACAGGGAAGAAGGUGUGACUGCGGAAGUGCACGAAAGCAAGGCUCUUAAACAGAGAUUCCUUUAACCUACUUCAGUACAAUAUUCUGAAACUGAACGCUGCCCGAAUGAGAGAGUGGGAGGAGUCAGAACUCAGCAUGGCUGCCAACAGCUACAUUGCAGUGCCUGAGGGGUACUGUGCGUCGGAGCCAUUGCAGUAUUAUGAUGUCCUAUCAGACCACCUGAGCUACCCUCUACAGGAGGCAGAUCACCAGCUCUCCCAAUUCAGCCAGUAUACCGGGAUGCAGUUCUCGCCCAUGCUGCAGGGGGCGCCCUCCUCUCCGUCCUGCUACUCCCCCUACCCGUACUGCUUGCAGUACCCCGAGGGGCAGUACCAGCUGGGGGUGUGUGAGCUGGGCAAACCCUCCUACACGCUGCCCACUGAGCUGGACCCCAGCGGGGUGCCCGUCCUCCCUGGCAUGGCUGGCAUCCCCACUCUGAAGCGUCCUCGCCUGGGACUCCGAGGGCAGGAGGAGCUGUGUGUGGUGUGCGGGGACAAGGCCUCGGGGUACCACUACAACGCACUCACCUGCGAGGGCUGUAAAGGGUUCUUCCGACGGAGCAUCACAAAGAAGGCGGUGUACCAGUGCAAGAGCGGCGGGCACUGCGAGAUGGACAUGUACAUGCGCCGGAAGUGCCAGGAGUGCCGUCUGAACAAGUGCAGAGCAGUGGGCAUGCUGGCAGAGUGUCUACUGACGGAGGUCCAGUGCAAAUCCAAACGACUCCGCAAGAACGCCAAGCAGGGCCUGGACUUCCUGUGCAGCAUCAAGCUGGAGGAAGAGGGGCCAGAGAGCAAGCAGGUCUCCUCCACAACCCGACAGCCUGCCCAGCUUCAGAAAACAUUGAUGAUGGAGCGUGUGGAGCUGACCUCUCAGGAGCAGCAGCUGUUGGAUUAUAUUGUGGAGGCUCAUCGCAGGUACCGAGCGCCACAGGAGGCCCCCCGAAAAAGUCAGCGAGGCGAGACGGCUGACCCUGGUCUGGGAGCCCUGAGGCUGUCCGGUGCAGCAGCACUGCAUGCGCAGGAACUGCUGGAGUUCACUAAGAGCCUGCCUGGGUUCCAGCAGCUGCACCACGAUGAUCAGUCUGCUCUGCUCAGAGGCUCUGUUGUGGAAGCCAUGUUCCUGCACUCGGCCCAGCUGCACAACGAGAGCGCUGGAGAGGGGGCGGGUGCAGAUGCUGUCGGGCUGCCCUGGUUUGUUGGAUAUGGGACGAGUCUUGAUGGGAAGCCAGUAUACUCACCAAACCCUGAGCAAGACACCUCAACACAUCCUCCCACUGCUACUGGAGACGAUGCGCUCCGGCCAGUGUAUCACUUCUACAGGAGCCUGAGGGACCUGAACCUGACGGAGCAGGAGUACGCGCUCCUUGCUGCCAUGGUGCUGCUCUCCUCUGACCGCCCGUUCCUGAAGAGCCGGGAGCAGGUGGAGAGACUGCAGGAGCCGCUGCUGGAGCUCCUGUACAAGUUCUCCAAGCUCCGGCACCCCGGGGAUCCCCAGCACUUCGCUCGUCUGCUGGGCCGGCUGACGGAGCUCCGCACGCUUGGCCACCACCACAGCGGCGUGCUGAGCGCACUGCGCGGGAAAGACCAGGCACUGCCACCACCACUCUGCGAGACCUGGGAGCGGCAGUGACGGGGGCAGGACCCCCCCGCCCGCAGCCUGCCCCCCCUCACCCUCACACUGUUUGAAAUGGACCCAGAGUAGCUGGUUGGAAACGGGUCUCUCCACUUCGGUUUGACGGAGGAAGAAGCGUCGACGUGAAAAUGGCCACGUCUGCCGAUUGUUUCAUUUUCAAACAGUCUGAAUAUGCCUGGAUACGAGUUAGUCUGGCGCUAGGCGACAGCAGACCCAAACCUCCGGUGAACAGAAAUGCCAUGUCUUUACAAGACAGUGAAAGUCUGUAACUAGGAGAAGUGCCGGCCGCACUGGUGAUGUGAAGACAUCAGUACUGUCUAGAGGAAAUGGACUUGUCCAAAUGGGUCUCAUGAAAUGUGUGCGGGGAACCUUACCAGCAUCACUACAACUCAGAUCUGCUUAAUAAUAAUAAUAAUAAUAAUAAUAAUAAUAAUAAUAAUAAUAAUAAUAAUAAUAAUACCAAAGCAAGCAGAAAUAGGAAUACACUAAACCUUCUGAAUUUGCAUCAUAUUUAUUUUUGUAAAUUUACAUAUCCCAAUUGAUGUGUUCAGGGAUUGAAGUAAGACUCCUGUUGCACAGCAGUUUCCCGAAUGCCAGGUUUCACAUAGAGCUUGAUUAGCCACAAUGUGUAGCUAACGAGCUCAGGUGGGUCUUAUUAAACUCACAGUGAAACCAGGAAUGGAUCACGCUGCUAUGCAAUGGGAGUCUAAUACAGUCCAUCCCUGGUGAUGUCAUUGAUCCCCAGCGUCUUUCACCCAGUCUGCCUACCGCUGAAGCACAAGCCUGCGAGCACAUCUUUGCUGCAAAGCGCAUCGCCCGUCAUCUUAUUAUAUUACAAGACGUGGCAUUUUAAACGGGCUCACAGCUCAUCGCUGCGGGUCUGCUGUUCCAGUAUCGAGCUAGCCCCCCUCCAAAGCUGUCUUUGCCCGUAGCUGGGACCACAAGCCUUACCCAUUCCAUGCCACACAUGUGAUCAUGUGCCCUUUAACUCUGCCAGCCCCAGAAACGAGCCGAUUCUGUUUGAGCAAGUACAGGAAUGGUCUUUUAUAGAGUGUUUCCUUUUGUAUAAAUGAGAACAUCGUGCCUCUAGUCUGUGUGUAUGAAUGCUAUUGUGCGUAUUAUUAUUAUAUAAUAACAUCCUGUAAACGCUUCAGAUGUACUGUGUGUUGUUAUUGUUGCAGUGCUCAAUAAACAUGUCCGCUAAGUUUU